This is a messenger RNA of Mercurialis annua (annual mercury), 2684 nucleotides long. RefSeq lists its product as uncharacterized. Gene Ontology annotation, cellular component: peroxisome. The record is from RefSeq and is a predicted model, not a curated record. NCBI's taxonomy places the organism in Eukaryota, Viridiplantae, Streptophyta, Magnoliopsida, Malpighiales, Euphorbiaceae. The coding region runs from base 287 to 1885 and encodes 532 amino acids. Gene Ontology annotation, biological process: regulation of gene expression. Gene Ontology annotation, molecular function: RNA nuclease activity. The transcript has 3 exons.
UUUUAUUUUAUUUUCCAAUCUUUUGUAUACUUAUAAUUUCCAAAACCAAAUAAAUCAGAAUUCCCUCAGAAUUUCUCUCAAAUUUCCUUGUUCUUUCUCCCUUUCAUCACGCUUAGUUAAAAUCCUGGGUUUUGCAUAUUCAUCUUUAAUUAACUUUAAUCGGGAUUGAAUUGAAUUGCUUCGUCUAUCAUCAAAAUUCUGCUCUGUUCAUCAGGAUCUAAUUGGCAAUUCCGCUCUGAAUUUGUAUAAGGAAUCUUUAACUUGUUAAGCAUAUAAUAAAGAAGUGAUGGCUAAUCAAAAUGUAUCAGCACAUAUGGUGGUACCCACUGAUUCAUCUGAACUGAGAAGAAUGACAAGUUCGGCAGAUUUUGGCAUGCACAGAGUUCAACCUCUGCCAAUCCAGCAAAACAGAAGCUCUUUGGAUGGUCCUGUAGCUAUCCUUUGGGACAUUGAGAACUGCCCUGUUCCAAGUGAUGUUCGCUCUGAAGAUGUAGCUGGUAAUAUCAGAAUGGCUUUACGGGUACAUAAUGUAAUUAAAGGCGCUGUUAUGAUGUUUUCUGCAUAUGGGGAUUUUAAUUCCUUCCCUAGGAGACUCAGAGAGGGCUGCCAGAGAACUGGUGUUAAACUCAUUGAUGUUCCGAAUGGUAGAAAGGAUGCUGCCGAUAAAGCCAUUUUGGUGGACAUGUUUCUUUUUGCCCUUGACAACCCGCCGCCUUCUUCCAUUGUGCUUAUAUCCGGGGAUGUUGAUUUCGCUCCAGCUCUCCACAUACUUGGUCAACGUGGAUAUACAGUGGUCCUUGUUAUCCCUUCUGGGGUAGGUGUUUCAUCUGCUUUGAGCAAUGCUGGAAAAUUCAUUUGGGACUGGCCUAGUGUAGCUCGGGGAGAAGGCUAUUUACCCCCCUCAAAAGCUUUAAUGCCUCCUUAUACAGGAGCAGCUGAUAUUUCUGCUUAUCUCAUGGGGUGCCAUGUAAAUGAAAACGGUGAUGGCCAGAACGAAGAAGAGGCAAUAGUAUACAGAGGAUACUCGCAAAGCUAUUAUAACUCGAGAGAUUUCUCUUUAGUAUCUCAGUCCUUGUCUGAACACAAUAGUUCUUCAAUAAAUAUGCCUUAUUUCCCCACUAGUAUAAGAUCACAGAGUCUUCCAUCUUCUCUAAAUGAAACUUUAGCAGGCCCUGUAUUCUACGACGACCAAUAUAACUCUCCUAUGUGGGUACAACCUGGGGACAUAAAUGGUCUGAAGGUACAAUUGGUGAAGUUACUUGAACUUUCAGGAGGAUGUUUGCCUCUUACUCGUGUUCCUGCCGACUACCAGAAGCUUUAUGGACGGCCUCUCUAUGUAUCGGAGUAUGGGGCAAUCAAGCUGGUGAAUCUUUUCAAGAAAAUGAGUGAUGCGUUGGCCGUAGAUGGAAAGGGCCAAAAGAAGUUUGUUUACCUUCGAAGCUGGAAAGUAAGCCCGAGCGCACCUCCUUUUGUUUUAUCAAGAAAAGAUAAGAAAGGAAAGGGUUCUCAGGAGGAAAGCUUAGAUGUUACAACUGGGGCUGGCUCCUCAGACGAGUUCUCAGACGAGGAAAGGGUAGUAGUUGAGGAACAAGAAGAUAGGAGGCACCAAAGUAAGAGUAGUACUGGGACAAUAGCCUGUUAUGAAGUUACACAAAAUCUUGAGCAAUUUAAGUAUGAGUUGCAAGAUAUUUUAGUGAGCUAUUCUUGUCGAAUUUUCGUUGGCUGUUUUGAGGCAAUAUAUCAGCAACGUUACAAGAAACCACUAGACUAUCAACGAUUUGGUGUUAACCAGCUGGAAGAGCUUUUUAAUAAGGUGACUGAUGUUGUUGUUUUAAAUGAAGAACCAGUAACCAAGAGGAAAUUCCUGGCUGCAGUUAGCGGCUAAUACGAGUCAAAUUCCGCAGUGCUAUAUUUUCCGGAAAAGGAGAUGGUCGAUGGUUGUACAACGGCUUUCAUGCCUGAAGGAGUUUCCACCACCGCAUUAUAAACGGAGGCAGUAUCUGCUACAUUCGUCAGCACCCUCUUGAAUGUGGAGGCAGUUGUAUUCGUGUUGUUCAAGAUAAGCAUGAAAGACGGAUAGUUGAGAUCGAAACUUGCAUAUCCACAAGUAAAAUUUGAUGUUCCUACUAUGAUUUGAAUCUGCUGACUUGUGUAGUUCACUGCACACAAGUAAUUGAUGUAAUCUUCCACUUGAAUGUCAUACACUAGACCAGGAUCCAUGGCUUUGUUAGGAUCCACAUGUCCUGCUCCGAAAUCAAGUGGUGUGCCAGCAACUCCUGUAGUCAUAUCAAUGAUAACACCGUUUGUAUUGUCCUUGAUGUAAGCGGUAGUCAUCAUUGCAGAUCGAAUUGCUGCCGGGCUCCAGUCACGGUGGGUGGCUUUGAGCAAUGCAGCUAUGCCUGCCGUAUGGGGGCAUGACAUGGAUGUGCCGGAGACAAUAGCAUAAUCAGUCUGCAGGUAAUCAUCCUCGCGAAUGGGAGCAAAUCCUCUGUUCGGAACCCAUGCUGCUAAAAUAUGAUAACCGGGAGCCAAUAUAUCCGGCUUAAGAAUCCAUGGGGAUCUCCGGUCAGGUCCUCUAGACGAAAAGUAGGCAACUUUUGGAGCUGGUUUGGUGCCUAGUAUAGUUUUACCAAACUCAAUACUAACUGUUGCAUUUGUUGUGUUCAGUAUAUAUUGCUUGAUCA